Messenger RNA from Grosmannia clavigera kw1407, 2487 nucleotides. Its product is annotated as cell cycle inhibitor protein. The transcript is spliced from 3 exons. The record is from RefSeq and is a predicted model, not a curated record. Bases 1 to 2487 code for a protein of 828 amino acids. Lineage: Eukaryota; Fungi; Ascomycota; Sordariomycetes; Ophiostomatales; Ophiostomataceae. Gene Ontology annotation, molecular function: protein binding.
AUGUCUUCACAACACCGCCCAGAUUUUAUCGACGUUCGCGCCCAGGCGAAUGACAACAGCAGCACGCAGCCCCUCAAGUCUCCCCUUAGGUCCCCCCCCCUCAGGUCACCUCGUCUGCCUGUUGCCGGCGAUGUUCCGCCAGAGCUAUCACCGCUAGAUGCCUUUGCUUUGCAGAGUCGCCUGCUGGCGAAGCAGCUCGAGGACAGCGCCAAAGCUGGUCACAGAAUGAGUCGGCUUCCUCCCUUGACGACGUCGAGUCCUCUUGUUAUGCAGGGCCGCUCGGAUUUCUACCGCUCAAUGUCCUACGACAACAGCUUGGAUGGCGACCGUGAAUCUUCCGACCGCCAGGACAAACCGAAGUCAGCUGUAUCACAACCAGUGACACCGGCAGGCUUGGGUGCUAAGACCCCCGAAGUCGAGCAGCCCAUGGUGCGACCCCAGUCCAUGCAUCCACGAAUGAGUCGUGUUCCGCCGACUCCUGAUGACAGCGUACCGCCACCGGUGCCAGAGUAUGCCCGCGAACGCCAGGCAAUGUUAUUGCGAAACAACGCGAAGCCGGCACCCGUGGCUGAAAACGAAGAGACGAGCUACUUUGGCGCACGGAGGGAGCGUUCGCCAUCUCCGCUUGCCGAAGAGCUUUUCAACUCGCAGCCGCCUCGUGUGAAAAGGCCGUACAGCUUUGAAAUCAACAAUGCGGCCAAUAAUGUCCAAGGGGAUGCGGACCCGAUAUCACCGCUGGCACAGCCAACACAGCCGGAACAACCAGAGCAGCCGGAAAAGCCAGAGCAGCCAGCACCGCAAACACAGGCACAGGCCGAUGCAAUUUCUCCAAACGACGCGAGCCAGCCGAACACAGGAACACCGCAGUUCUCAAACGCUUACUCGACGUUUGCCCCGUUCACGCAGUCCCCGGAGAGACCACUGCACAGCAAGAGCUCGUUCGAUUCAAACAGCGGUGGUCUUGCGCCACCCCGAACCCUGUUUCCAAAACGCUCGUCGAGCAUCAUGUCGGCACCGGUCGAGAUGGCCGACGAAGAUGGCCGUAGCACUAUGGCCUCGUCAUUUUGUUCAAUAAACGCUCCGAGAAAGCUGUCAGCUAGCAGCGUGGCAUCGCCCGGGUACGGUUCUUUCCAUCGGUCGCCGUCUAUUUCUUCCGACAUGUCUGUGCCUCUUCCCCGGCCUUCUUUCAACUUUUCUCGGCCAAUGAGCCGUGUUGGUACUCCUAGCCUCGAAACCCCAGCUCGACAGGCUUCAUCCGACAGCCAGACGUCGUAUAGCCAGUCAUCUUUUGUUCUGGCCGACGACACGGCAAACACUCCUGUCAGUAUGAACAGCGAGGGAUUUCCAGACUCGCUUAUGCUAUCCGAUGACAACCGAAUUGUCCCCCCGUCGUAUGUUUACUCAAAAUACAACCUGCCGCGUGGCAAAAUGCUUGAGAGGUCGAAUGCUCGGGAUGCAGACAACCAGCCUCAAACUUCCGAUCAGUUGGAACAACAUAUGGUCCCGCUGAGCAACAUGCAAACAUUCCCUCACGGUGGCCAGGCACCGCCGUCCCCACCGUCCCGUCCUUCGAGCGCCGGAAACCUUGUGCCGCGGCCGUCCGUGGAGCGGAGUAAGCUCAGCACAGAGAUGGUAGUUCAAGUCCAUGAAUUAUCGCCGAAUCCGAGUCAGACGUCGACUGACUGUAACCGAUCACUUGAGGACGACUCUCGUGGCCGUAAGCUGGGGCCCUCUCACGAUUCUCACGACCGUGGUAGGACGCCGGCGUCGGUAACUGGGACAAGUGACUCGGCAAGCACCAUAAAGGCACACCCGACACAUGUACUAGCUACAGCGACGGAAAUCUCGGCCGAAGAACACGUUGACAAGGCCAUUGCUCUUCACGAAAAGGGCAUGCUGAACGAGUCGACAUACCAUUUGCGGCACGCUGCUCGGCAAGGCAACCCAACAGGCAUGCUGCUGUAUGCCCUUGCCUGUCGACACGGUUGGGGUAUGCGCGCCAAUCCGAGAGAAGGCGCCGACUGGCUACGCAAGGCUGCCGAUUGCGCCAGCAGUGAGAUUGCGGGUGACGAAGCAAUGAUCAAAGAAGGCAAGGUGGUUGAUUCAGUGGAUCGCAAAACGCGUAAGGCGCAGUUCGCACUGAGCAUCUACGAGCUGGGCGUGAGCUACUUGAAUGGCUGGGGUAUCGACCAAGACAAGAAGUUAGCUCUGCAUUGUUUCGAAGUCGCUGGAUCAUGGGGCGAUGUGGAUGCGCUUGCCGAGGCUGGCUUCUGCUAUGCUCAGGGCGUUGGCUGCAAGAAAAACUUGAAGCAGAGCGCUCACUACUACCGCCAGGCCGAAGCAAAGGGGAUGAGCAUGGUGGGCAACAGUUGGAUCCACAAGGCCAAGUAUAACGAUGACAACGAGUCUUUAAAGUCCGAGAAGGAGAAGAAAGCGCGAUCUAAAUCACGGAAUAGGACCAUGUUUGGCCACAAACAUAACCAAUGA